Microplitis mediator is the source of this 2689-nucleotide messenger RNA. RefSeq names its product CD2-associated protein-like. Lineage: Eukaryota; Metazoa; Arthropoda; Insecta; Hymenoptera; Braconidae. Gene Ontology annotation, molecular function: protein binding. The transcript has 7 exons. The record is from RefSeq and is a predicted model, not a curated record. The coding region runs from base 216 to 1973 and encodes 585 amino acids.
CUACACCUUUUUACUCAUCGUAAGAGAGAUUACUGCUGUCAAAUUCGCUUGGGAUACGCCUAAAACACUUGUCGAUUAAAUAAAUAUAUAUAUACAUAUAUUUGUUUAUUUAUAUCGCUCAAUUAUUAAACUACUUAAAUUAUUUAAUGAAGAAUUAAAUAUAAAAUUGGUGGAGUCGAAGUGGGUUGCUAUAAAGAUAGAGGAAUCAAUAAAUAAUGGAAGCCCUAGUUGAGUUUAAUUAUGUAGCACAAGAACCUGAUGAAUUGACAAUAAGAAAAGGGGACAUUAUUAAAGAUGUUAAAGUUAUGUCUGGUGGAUGGUGGGAAGGGACAUUGAGAGAUAAACGUGGUAUGUUUCCUGAUAAUUUUGUCAAGGUGUUGGAGACAAGUGCAAGUGCAAGUGCUGUGAAAAAUGAACAAGUUAGUGUUGAAAUUAAAAAGGAAACAGUGACACUUCGUAAUGGAUCUGUUGUUAAUAAUACCAUGAGUAGUAAUAGUAGUUGUAGUAGUAGUAGUAAUAGUAAUAAUAAUAACAAUAGUAUAAAUCAUAAUCAUAGUAAUAAUAAUGGUAGUAGCAAUAGUAUGAAUAGUUCGACGAGUAAAUGGUGCAAAGUACUUUUUAGUUAUGAUCCAUGUAAUGAAGAUGAAUUGACAUUAAUACCAAAUGACAUGGUUGAAUAUUUGGGUCAAGUUGAGGAAGGCUGGUGGACUGGACGAUUGCGUGGUCGGGUUGGAGUAUUUCCAUCAAAUUUUGUUUCACCCCCAGCUACUGCUGAUGAUACUAAAGAAUUGUGUCGAGUAUUAUUUUCUUAUGAGGCAGCUAAUGAAGAUGAAUUAACGCUUACAGAAGGCGAAAUUGUAACUUUAAUUUCACGUGACGCACCUGAUAAAGGCUGGUGGAAAGGUGAAUUACGCGGUAAAAUAGGUUUAUUUCCAGAUAACUUUGUUCAAGUAUUACCGGCAAAAGACUUACCCAUACAUCAAGAUGAUACUAAUAAAGUGAGACCAUUAGAAUUAAAUAGAGGUUUAAAAACAACGAGCACAAGUAGUUUGAAACAGUGGAAUACUGGUAAAAAAGGUGAAAAAGCUUAUGUACGAAAAAGUUUAGAUACAAGAACAGCAAACACUGAAAAAAAAAGUGUUAGUCCAAUAUCACCGGUACUUGUUGGUGGUGGUUCCUCUUCAUCAGUAUCUUUAGCUUCUUCUGAUAAAAAUUUACCUGAUAAAAAAGUUAUUAAUUCAUCCUCAUCACCAAUUUCCUCUGGUAUCAAACGACUAAUUAAGUGUGAAGAUCUAACCACUGGUAGCUCAAUAUUACCGCUGGACGCUGCUGAUAGUAGUGAAGGAAUUGAUGAGGAAUUGGAUGGAAUUGAAAGAGAAGAAGAUACUCCACUGCUACAUCUUACUGCGUCUCGAGUUAAAGCUCCACGACGACGUUUGCCUUCCAGUUAUCAUUACACUCGUCAAGUCAGCACUGAAAAUACAGUAACUAAUGGAACAGUUGAUACUGUAGAUCAGUCGAGAAAUGAUGACAAUGAAUAUGGAGCUGGAAAAAAUCGACAACCAAUUGCACCAUGGAUAGAGGAAUUGAAGUUAAAUCAAAUGGAAAAAAAGAAAAUAUCGUCGACAGACAAAGUUGAUGUAAAAAAAGAAAAAAAUAGCGUGAAUGAAUCACCGAUUCAUAGUAUUUCUGACAGUAUGGAUCAAUUACAAGAUAAUCAAGACUUACAGAGACUUAAAGAUAAAGAUAAUUCAUCGUAUCAACGAACUAACUCACAUCUACCCUGUCCAGUAUCGCCGACAACUUCUGGAACACCUGCUUACGUUCCUUAUCGACUUUACAGCCAAUUGCUUGAUCGAGUUGCUACACUUGAAGAAAGACAAAUAGUCUUACAUCGAAUGGUAAUUCAAUUGUCUGAACAAGUAGGCCCACUGUUAACUAAUUCACCUUCAGUAACUGGUAACAAGUCUUAAUCGAUUCCUACUUUUUUUUUAUCGUUAAUUUUAAUAUUUUUUUUUAUUUUUUAAUAAGUAUUUAAUACCAUACAUGCUACCAAUUUAUUUUUUUUCUAUAAAUUUAUUCCUUGACUGUCGAUAAAUGAAACAUAUUUAAUAUACAUACCAGACUAUAAUAUAUAUAUACAUUUUCGUUUGGAACGAACAUAUUUUUUUUUUCAUUCCUCAUUGAAAAUCGUAUUCUACCUGUCAAAAUAAAAAUUCAGUCCAAUUUUGAACCCUUCAUAUCAAUAUUAAAAACUGGAACUUGUUUAAGUUUUUGCAUGCUAAGGGCAUGUAAAUCUAAAUUUUUUAUCUUUAUUGAAUAAAACUCCGAACCAAUAAGAUACGAUAAAGUUAUAUUUAAAGAGAACUGUAUGCUUUUUGAAAAAGCCUGUAUCUGCUUAGCGGUUACUUCAACUACAGUCCGUGUGUAAGCGUUGAAAGUCUAAUUUCCUAUGAAAUUGGUGGUUUUUUGUUAUUAACUUGUAAAUAGUACUUUAGAAAAAAAAAGUAGACAGCAUUUUUUGUAAGAAAUUUAGUCUUCUAUAAAAAAGUUUUUAUAAGUCGAAUCUCUAAAAUCAAUAUUUAAAGAGAUACAUGAACUUAGUCAUUCAAAUUAAAAAUUUUAGCAAAAUAAAUUAUAUUUUUUUUUAGAGAUUUGGUUUUAUGAACUUUAUCGUAGAAGGCUAAAU